AUGAAUGUCGGCAUGGGCAUCACUGAUGCAGAAGGCAUGGAACGGAUUUGGUCACGCACACGCAAAUUGAUUCCAAUAACCAGGAAUAUGGGGGCCUCCAGACGCAUCUGGAUGAUAGACCAGUAUGUUGGAUUCGUGAAUGAGGAUGGUCUAAUCGAGCUCGGGGCCUGGCAAGAGCGCCAAAGCACCGUGAAUCUAUUCAAGAAGGCUUCUGCUGCCCGUGCAGCGUUGGUUCUCGGUUCCAUUUCCGAGACAGACUUGCGCAAACAUUGGGAGGAUCAAAAGAAUGCGCAAACCUCCGUCCGUUCAGCUCCUCCAAAUAGACUCCGACGAGAUCUUGAGAAGGUCAUCACUCUCCAAGGGCAGAUCGAUUCUGUAGAUGAAGCAAUUUUGGAUGCAAAAAAGGCGAUCCUGGCCUCGAAUCACUCUCAGAAAUCUCGAAGGGUUCUUUCAGACCUUCAGGCUACACACUCCACGCUGGAUGCCCAAGUCAACCGGCUUUACGGCUCACUUGAUCUCAAUGAAGAUUUCCCGAAUCUUGCUCAUCUGCCAAUCGAGUUCCUUCACACCUUGCUUCUCAUGCUGAACGGCAAACGGGAGGCUUUGGGGAACAGAUUAUACCAGAACAUCAAGCAGUCCAUUUCACGUAGACAGCCCGCCCUCCUCAAGCUCAUUUAUCGAUUCAAUGGCUAUGUUAUCAAACUUUCGGAAUGUCGACCGGCCGACUGCUCCAUACCAAUCCCUCGACCUCUUUCCACAAAGCUGGCUGAGCUGCGUAGCGACCCUGGCCUCUACGACGACGUCUGGAUCUCGACUCGUCUGGAAAGGCCUCCAAAGUGGCUCACAGAUGAAAAUGUUCGCGACGGAAUCCAAAACAUGUUGGUGCUAGACCGCUGUCGGGAAGAAGUGAAACGCAUGGCACUGGAACAAAGCAAUAUGAGAUCAUGGAUUUCUCAUGAGCUCAACCUUCUUCGGAAAGCACUCGACUUGCCUGGAGAAACCUUGCUCAGCGUCCCAUUGCUUACACGCAAGAAUCACCUCGAAUUUGUCUCCAUCUCCUGGGAACGACGUCUCCGACGCUCUGAGCAACCCCGCUUUUCUGCACCGGUUAUGCCACCGGUUAGGCCUGCCUCCAGCGCCUCCACUGGCCCUGCGUCUCCCUUUGCUUGCAUCCCGGCUUCGAGACAAAACAACUCUCCGCAUUUCACUAUGGAUGAUCAGCCUCAGUCCUUCGGAUCUCUUCCUUCCCGCCCUUUGAUGACCAAUCCUCUUGUGGGACACACCACAGCCAUCGUUCAGGAGGAAUCAGAAAUUGCUGUGGAUGAGGACCGCGAUUCCCCUCCACCUAGUGAAGUCGAAGAUAACUCUGACACAGACAAUGAAAGUGUGGGAUCAAGCGAUGGAUUGAACGCCUUUGUGUGGAAAGUGCCGGCAAAUCUCAGUAUGGACUCUCAGUUUGCGACGCAUUUAAGGAUGCAUAAUCUGUCGCACCAUUUCAUCCGAGUGAAUGCUGCUCGCAAGGUUGUUGGCCUCCAUGGCCUCCGGAGUGCCGAUCUUCAGUGUGACGAUAUGGACCGAGUCCUCCAGAAGACCGGACGGCUCAAUAACUUUGCUCUAAAUGGAUUGGCAAAGUCUCUGUUCGGGAUCUUUGCAGAGCCACACUCUCCAUUCUCAAAUCAAGUUCUGCAAUGUGCGCUUUUCAGCACCUAUGAUCUGGCUCGGGUUCAGACCCAGGCGAGUGAUCAAGAUCUCUGGCGCAGCACAGCGCAGACAAUUUACUGGCGCAAACGGCUAUGGGUUGUUCCCAUCCACCGGCCGUCGCAGGAGCACUGGGUUCUUGCAAUGCAUGUAUCUUUCCUUUUCGCUCCUCCGCUUGAAAUGACCUCAGAGCCGCAGGACCUUGGCAACAUGGUCUCCCGCCUUUCAGCAUUGGCAUCUCAAAACCAUCCCGAAGAAUUCACGCCUCUCAAAGAAUCGCAGUGGACCGUUUUGCCAAUUUACAAUCAGGUGCUUCAGACCAACAGCCAUGACUGUGGCGUAUGGGUCCUCUGCGCAAUAGCUGCAACCUUGAGAGGAUUCGACGCUCCCUUCCUUACAGAAAGGGAUAUUCCAGAAAUACGCUCCUUAUUCUUCGAACAUUUCCUUACAUUACCCCUUUUAGCUCCGGAAAAGCGAGUCAUCCAAAUCCAGGGAGGCCAUGGAGGCCGUGGAGGCCGUGGAGGCACUGCAACUAUGUAG
Messenger RNA from Mycena citricolor, 2238 nucleotides. The record is from the annotation of a GenBank genome assembly. NCBI's taxonomy places the organism in Eukaryota, Fungi, Basidiomycota, Agaricomycetes, Agaricales, Mycenaceae.